Colletes gigas is the source of this 6241-nucleotide messenger RNA. RefSeq lists its product as uncharacterized. Gene Ontology annotation, molecular function: metal ion binding; RNA binding. Gene Ontology annotation, cellular component: nucleus. Lineage: Eukaryota; Metazoa; Arthropoda; Insecta; Hymenoptera; Colletidae. The transcript has 8 exons. Bases 1426 to 5172 code for a protein of 1248 amino acids. Gene Ontology annotation, biological process: negative regulation of DNA-templated transcription. The record is from RefSeq and is a predicted model, not a curated record.
AGAAAAGCAAGGGUCAACAGAGGGCUUGAGGAAUUUGUUCCACAUAAACAGCGGAACAGUGGAGAAAAGUGGGGAAGUGAGAGGAAGUUAGAGUGGGGGAAUGGAAAUAAUGGAAGAAGCAACACGUGACCAGGGAAUUCGAGCUCCGAUUGGCGGAUAGUGAUGAACGUUGCUUUCCCUCCUGACCCGUUGCCAUUCGCUCGCCCUUCUUCCGAGGUUCUGUGCAGCUGCCCGCUCAGAAUAGUUCCAGAUGUGGCCAUGUUUAGUUUGAUCUUUGAAGUUUUCGCUCAUCGUCUCAUAACUGAUACAUUUUUAUACUAUCUGCUGACACAGUAAUACGGUCUGUCCGACCAUCGUAUUUUUCGCCUGCCUGCGGCUAGUCUCGUUCAUAAUACAUAUGUUCUUCUUUUGCUGAGAUAAAUCUCCAACGCGGAAGUACACGAGGGACGUAAAACGCUGUAAAACCAUCGGGAGACACGAAUCGCGUCGAGUCCGUGGAUAUUAAUUUUCGAGAAUUCUAUCGCCAAUAACAGACGCGCGUCUAAUUAAAUACGCAGUUGUUUCAACGGCAAGGCCAGAUCAAUUUGUCGUUCCCUUUCUCUCUCUCUCUUUCUCUCUCCCAAAGAUUUUAAAUAAAAAAAGAGAGCGCCGUUAUCAAAUUACGACGGGAAUCGUUAAAGUGGAAGCUACGCUUCACAUAUUCUUCGAGGCUUCAAUUGUAGUUUGUCGGAGAAACGUUGGGAUUUUUUCCUUUUCGUAAAAGUUGCAAAAAAAAACCGAAUAAUACGCACGCGCGUUUCCUUUUGAGCAUCGCCCCGUUUUUCACUCGCUUUACCAAGUAUAUUUACGUCCAUACGAGAAAGAUAAUCUAAGACGCCUACGAACUUAUCGGCGAGCCGCCAUAUGCCACGUCAAGCCAGAAUGACGUUGCAGUGGCGAGAUUGCGCCAUUUAACGAAAUUUAAUAGCGAAGAAAGGAGACACAGUGAAAUACAUACUUGACCGAAUCUAAAGUGCAAUAAUAAAUAUUCCGGAUAAAACGGAGGAUACAGAGAGAGUAUUUAGUACGAAAUAGCCUGUGUUCAGGCGUGAAGAAUAUUUGAGAGAAAAAGAUACAGGGGCGUAUCCGAGUUGAGAAAAGGGAAAAAACGUUAACGAAAACUGGUACAUUCGGUUGUUGGUGCGCGCAAGCGCGCUUACGUUAAUAACAAGAGAGAAAGAGAAACGGAAAGACACGAAACAUUCUGUAGGGUAAUUUGUGUCCUGUAACGAGUAUUUUCAAAAUUUCAAAUGCUAGAAUUCAGGCACGCGAUUAUCUUGCAAACAAAGAGCCAUCGAGUGUGGUCGCGUCAAUCGAUCGAAUGAUCAUCGUCGGGCCACAGUGCUAUAUCAUACGGUACAAAACACGAUCGAUCGGGACAAAACAAUGGCAUUAGAGAGUGUUUCCGCGGCUGAGACUCUAAUCCAAAGUAAUAAUGACAAUGACUUGGAAGACGGAGAAAUUCCGUCUGAUGAAGAUGACGAGCCUGUACCACCACCUGUAAUUGACGAUACCGUUAAAACUGCAUCAAAGGCAGAUACAUCAAAAAAUAAAACCUUUGAUUCUAAAUUUAGUAAAAAUAAAAAGCCCAGCGUUCAAGGAGGUAGUAAGCAUGACAGAUUUUUGAAGUAUAAAAGUCCAACGGAAGAUUGGGCCGGAGAUGUUGAGAAAGCAAUCAGAGCAGCUCUAGAAGAAGAUGGUGCCAGAAAUCAAGAUUCUAAAUCUAAGAAUAAAAAUAAUAGAAAUAAGAGUAGGAAAAGGCUACGCGAUGAAAGGGAAGAAGACCGUAGCAAGGAUCAGAAGAGACGAAAGGUGAGCGACGAUGAAAAUGUUAAUGAAGAUGAAGAUGAGAUGUUAUUUGUGAGAGGUGCUUCACCCGUUAGGAAAGAUUCGCAAGAAAAUAAUUCUCCUAGACAUACCAAUGAACAUGAGAACUUUGACAGUAAUUCUGAUUAUGAUGAAAGGCCUAAUGUAAAUCGACAUAGGGAUAAUGAUACUAAACGUGGCAAUACAAGAGGAGGAGGAGGAGGGGGAGGGGGAGGAGGAGGAGGAGGAGGAGGACGGAGAGGAGGUAAAAAUGAACGUGGCGGUAAAAAUAAAACUCGCGGGCAAAUGCGAAAUGACAGAAAUGGACGAAGAAAUCAAAAUAAUGAUCACAAUCAAGACCCAGAUGCUAUAUGCGUUUAUUACAUGCAAGGAAAAUGUCAUAGAGGAGAUGAUUGCCCUUUUUCGCAUAAUGCAUUGCCACCUAGAAAAAUGGAAUUGUGUAAAUUUUAUCUUAUGGACUGUUGCGCGAAGAGAGACAAAUGUCUUUACAUGCAUCAUGAUUUCCCAUGUAAAUUUUUCCAUACAGGAUUGAAAUGCAAUCAAGGAGAAAAUUGUAAAUUUUCUCAUCAACCUUUGAACGAACAGGUGAAAGGAAUUUUACUGAAACACUUGGAAACAGCACCAAAGGAAAUUCUUGGUGAUUUUCCACGGUUAAGUAGGGACGGAGCGAUGCUGAUGAUAAAUAACACGGCAAGAACGCUAGCUCAGGGUCAAGAGGUAACAAAUCAAAAAAUUCCAAGUCUUUUUGAUUUAAACGUGACUGCACCGAUUAAUACCACCGAGAAAAGUAACGAAAAGGAAGAGAAAGAGCACGCAACACCUCAACAGAAAAAUGUUAGAGAAAGAAAACCAUCUGGUAAAAAAACUCGAUGGGGUUCUGACGAGGAUAGAGUCCCAUAUGAACAAAUUAUGCUAUUACAAUCAGCCAAUGAGUUUGGUUUGCAACUUCCCAAUGCUGCGCUAGGUUUAGCAACUCAACAGCAGCUACAUCAAAAACCAUUAAUACCACAAUCUAUACCAAACAUGGACUUUUAUACAGAAGCCAGUUCUGAAUUGAAUAAAAGUACUUUAAGUAAAGUACGAGACAGAGAAGAUUUUACAAAGGAUGUAGAAGAGGAUGAAAUUUUAGAACAGGCAAAAAAGAAAGAUACUUCUGUACUUGAAAAUUCGAAAGAUAUAGAUUUAAGACAAUUGUUAAAAACCUCGAAAAAGUCGCCACCUGUUGUUAGUAUAGCCGACGAAGUAGCAAAUCUUACUAAAUCUAAGUUUGACGAAGAGAGUGACCAGGAUGAAGAAACUGAUCUUGUAAUUGAAGUGCCAACCGAGGACGAUGAUAAACAGAAGGACAAAAGUACAGAUCAAGAAGAAACGUGUACCGCGAAUGAACAAAGUAUUAAUCUCAGUGCCUCUUCACCACACGCGGAAGAGCAAGAAGUGCCGACUCACUUACCAAAAAAAGCACAGGAAUUAUUUAUGCGUAUUCAACAACAACAACGGGCAGCUCAAGACAGCUUUAAAAAUAUGGAAAAUGAGUGCUCUACGCGAAACACAGAUCAAAUUCUAGAAGACUGGUAUUCAGACGAUGAGGACGACGACGACGACGAUGAAGGCGGCAAUCUUACAAUAGUACUUUCUAAUAAGGACACUUCGAAAGAAGAGAAUGAAUUUGCAGAAAAGACUCAGAAUAUCGUCAUUAAAGAAGAAUUUCAACCUCAAACUUUGACACCUGCCAUACCCCAGCCAGCAGCUAUCGUAGACAAACUCGGUGAUUUGAGUAAAAUUGAUAUCAGUGCCGAAGUGUCCAAGUUACUAUCGUCGCUUAAAGCGCAUAGUUCAACGACGAGUAAAUCUGGUCAACAGUCUGCCAAUGGACAGGAUUAUCUAUCAAAAGUUAAAUCCUCACCAGACAGAAUAUCGUCGGACGAAUCCAAUAGCCAAAAUAAAAUGAAUAUUGGUGCAACAUUCAGUAGUUCGAGUCAGUUGAUGAAAAUUGAGAACGAAACAUCAAGUCCACGUUCCUCGCCUGGAAUGAGCUCCGCGCCUGUGUCCAGAGAUCCUCGCAUGUCUCGAGAUCCAAGACAACGCAGAGAGGAGCAGAAGUCGAGCAGCCCCAGUAGAAUAGAAUGUAAAAAGGAAUCGAAGCAUCUUCGAUUGGAAACGAGCAUCUAUAGUUCUGGUAUUACCGCAGUUGACACCAAUAUGGACACAGAUCUUCGUACCAAAACAGAUCAAGAUCUCAGAAGAAAAGAUAUGGAUUUCAGACAACGAUUUCAAACUGGCUUUGGAGAUACAGAUCUUCGAGUUGUUGGUACAGGUUUUACAGAUACAUCCACUAAAUCUGACAUCGAUUUACGGCAAAUGUUAAGUCUACCGUUCAAACCAGCACCAUCGCACAUACCUUGCACGGAAAUAGAUGCAAGUAUUUCUUCGCAUCCUCCGAUGACCUACAAAGUAUACGUCGUUGAUAUACCGAGGCCUGAUUAUACGGGUCUGAAACUUACCAAGAAUGAUGCACAGGUGAAAUACGAUCCACGUUUAAGGAAGAUAUUCAGAAUUGGAAAAGUUGAAUUAGCCGAUUCUCCUAUGUCUCCGCCUCCAGUAAAACCAGACACUCCGAAGUCACCCCCACAAGUUCGAUCUGAUCCACGUCGUAAAGCUCUUGAGGCUUCCAACUUAUCUUCUCAAAAUGUAAAUGCUUCCAUGAUGAAAACUGUACAACAGUCACCAAUGGAAAUAUCAAACAUAGGAAUGGGUACUGGUGGAAUGCCUGUUCCUCAGGUUAUGCCUGGGCCACAAGGUAUGCAAGGGGGACAAGGUAUGAUGCCUAUGGGUCCAAAUCCGAUGCUUGGAAACAUGGGCCCAAUGGGACCUAUGAUGAACGCUCCUAUGGGACCUCAAGGUAUGUCGCCGAUGGGAAUUGCGGGAAUAUCAAAUAUGCCGCCAGGUAUACCUCUUAAUGGACCACCAGUUGUGCCUCAAAGUCAAAUGAACUUUGAUCCACGUUUCAACGUUCAACGUAACAACGGAGCCGGACUUUUAGGCCCAGCACCUGGUGUAGGUUUUGGGCCAGACGUUAAUUCUUCGUACGAUGGUGCAGCCAAUUACUCUGGUGGUAAUUUCAAUAACUUUGGUCCCAAUCCUGGCCCAGUACCGCCAGAUUCCAGUAUAAUGGGGUUCAAUCCAAAUGGACCGAAUCCAAAUUUUGGAAUGGAUGGGCCAGAGUGGAAUGGAACGAAUCAAAAUAGACGUGGUGGCCGAAUUAGGCGGCGGAAUCGAAACAGGACCAAUAUCGUGACUAAUAAUUAAAGCAAUAAGCAAUUCUGAGUAGGUACAUAAGCGAAGUACCUGGUGAUAAUUCUCAUUUUAAUUUAAAUUUGUACAGCAUGCAUUCUUGAUAUAAUGCAUUCAUUUAUGCGGUCCAGAUUAAUUGUUUUGAUCGUGUCAAUUGUACAUGGUGUCAAAUGCUCGCUAGUAAUUAAAUAGCAAAAUAGAAAAUUAAGGAAUCGAAAAUAUUAAAAAAUUGUAAAUGGAUAUACUUUAAAGCAUUUGUUAAGAAGUAUGCAUACCAUGAACGGUAUGAAUAAUGCUCAUAAUCACGUGACGUUAUAUAUUUUAUUUAAAAUAAGAAAUCAUAUUCUACAGUGAAAAUAUUAUAUGUAUACAGACUACAUCUAUUAGACUACAGAUAAAAGAAAUUAUUUCAUCCAAGAGAUGUAUCUGUAUAUAUUGAAGGAGAUCAUCCAUUUGAAAAGACAUUUAAUACAUAAGACACGACGAAUGAAAAUCGUUUGAUUGAUAUUUUUUUUUUAUGUCUUCCAUGUAUAGUAAAUAACAUCAACGCAUUAUAUAUGAUUCAUAUGCACACUGUAGUUUUGGCUUCUAGAACGCAUAUAUAGACUUUUAUCAAAUUGUGUUCAAGCUUGAUGUAAAUUAUUCAAUCGUUGAAUGGCCUAUGGCUCAUUAUCAGAAAUGGAAACACCAGUGAAAUGACAGAACGUCAAUCAGUACGACAUUGCAAUAUUUUGUAAAAAUUAAUGUAUUUAUAAGAAUUUUGAAAACAGUUGUACAUGGACAUACUUUUUUACUUGCAUAAGUAUUGAAGAGAUAUAAAUGGGUAUAUAAUAUCUUCUUUUUUUGUUCCAAUUUUUUUUGUAGAAGUUGCAAAUUAAAAACUUUUGAAUAGAUGCUAAUCCUGUAAUAAUCCGUUUUACACUGCUAGUAAAACUUAUAUCCAGUAAUUACAUUUAUCCAUUUCGUGGUACAACUGUACGUUCCACAUUAAUGUUAAACACAAUUAUCUGCUAGAAUGCAGAUUAAGAAUACUUCCUCUUUGAGAAAUAAUGUUAGAAACAGAUUAUAUUUAAAUUUAAAGAAU